CCCUUGCAUCUGCCGCCCCUGCCGAAGCAGACCAGGCCGACGAGGACGGCUGCUGGACUGCGUCUGGACUGCCGCCAGACUGCCGCUGGAGACUCUGCCGAGAGCCUGUCGCUGUCGCCGGAGCCAUCUGCUGCCUGCCUGCCUGCCAUCCCAACAGCCUCCCGUGGGCCUCUCGCGACGACAGCACGAACCCCACCCCAGUCGUCUCGUCAUCUGACGCUCGCCUGCAUCGCCGACUGACCGACCGGCACCGCAUCUCUCCACGGCGGCCGUCUGCAUUCAUCGUUUUCCUCGAGGAUCUCCUGGUUCCAGCGCGUUGCUCGUACCCUAUCCGAGACUCGCCGUCGUCGAGCCACCUCAUUCCGGAUCAUUCCAGAUCAUUCUGCGUCGGCUGCAGCAUCAAGCCUCGCCGUCGCUGCAUCUUCAAACGUCUCCGGCAUCGCCCUUCUCCCAGCCUUUUGCACACAAUUUCUAGCAUGGGUCCUUACCACAAAGCCAGCAGCACCUCUUCGGCAGCCGCUGCAGCUCCGAGGUCGCAUCAGCAACUCCUCUCGUCGAUCAAGCUCAAGCACCAGAUCGAGGCCCUCAGCAAGUCCGUCCAGAAGAAGCAGAUCCUCCUCCAGCUCCAACUCGAGGCGCUUGAGCUCAAGAAACUCCAGCAAGCAGGCUCGAAUCAACCUCCGACGGGCGAUCUGCGCGCUUCAGACUCGCUGCCGCCCAUGUCCAUCACAGACUCUCGUGCAGACCAUACCAGCGCCGCCCAGGCACCAGAAGACAACAUGGCGAACGGGCUCCCGGGAACUGGGCUGCCCGUCACAGGCUCUCUUGGAAGCGCUGACCCCACUCCUAGCUUCCCCCAGCCCGAACGGCUGCGUCCACCCAGCUCCCAGGAACCGAUCCAGCCGGGCUCGACUCUGGCCACGGCACCGGCCUCCACUUUCCCUUCGUCGCCCGCCCUCUCGGUCUCAAGCGAGACAUCAGUCUCUACGCCUGGUAGAGCAUCCCCGGCGAUGACCUUCCGAGCCAGCUUUCCUCAUACCACCCCUCAUCUCCACCCGACCCUCUCUGGGUACCACGCUCCGGCCCCAGUCUUCCGACCAGGCGCACACCGGUGGCCGACGAAAUACCAUCCGUACUCCUAUGGAGCCAACAUGACCUCAACGCGGCCACGACCCCCUGCGCAUUCAUUUGGGAAUGGUGCUGCUAAUCGCACCAAAUCGGGUCGUUUCAAAUCUAGCUCGCUCAAGGUCGUGCAUGUCCUCGGCGAGCCAUUUGCCGUUGUAGGAACAAAACUGAUUCGCUCUGCCCAGACACGACUGUCAUCCAAGACGGUUAUGCCGAAGGAGAUUGUCGUCAAAGGGCAGCACUACGGCCUGGUCCCAAACGGCAACUAUCACAGACUCAAACCGUACUGUGUGCUCUACCACCAGCAAGGGUGGUGUCGCAAACCCUGUCCGUUCCGACAUGACCCCAACCGAGUGGCACUCUGUCCCUUCUCGCUGCGGGGCCAAUGCACACGGGCCAACUGCCAACUGUCGCAUACACCCACGGACAAGAACACGCCGGUGUGCGAGUACUUUGGCACUCCUGGCGGCUGUACCAACCCGGCGUGUCCCUACGUCCAUGUGCGGCUGCGGGCAGAUGCUCCGCUGUGUCCGUCGUUUCGGUCAGGUAAGUUCUGUGCCCUGGGAAAGCACUGUCCCAAAAGGCAUGUCUUUGUGUGUCCCGAGUUUCAGCAGACGGGGCAGUGCCGCCGGGAGAAAUGCCGACUUUACCAUGAUGGUGCUCGGGGAAAGCAGUCCUCGACCGGCCCAAGACCGGGCCGCCUUCCUGCUGAACCUGGCAGCCGGCCGGACAAUGGUGGGUCGAACGCGGGCGAAGCAGGCUCCGGAGAUGAGGAGGACGAUGACGACGACGACGUCAACAUCAUCCCCGAGUUUGCGGAGCAGAGCCCCGAGGAGGACGCCUUUGCGCCUGACAGGGACAGCAGCCACGAAAGCGAGUCCGGCGAAAGCCACGGCGAUCAGGGAGGCAGUGUCGGCGGCCGCAGCAGCGAGGGUGUGAGCCGAGCCGAGGAUGUCGAUGACGACUUUGAUGGCAUUGGCCAAGACGGGGACGCCGACGGUUACUUCGAUGGCGACGGUUUUGGCUAUGUCGACGAAGGCGAUGGAUACAGGAGUCCAUUUUGAACCGGAACACCCUGUUUUUGAGCUGUCGUUGAUUUCCGGACCUGAAUACACACCAUUCAUCAUCCGCCACGGCCAAACAGUGUGCUCACGGUGCCUGG
This is a messenger RNA of Polychytrium aggregatum, 2287 nucleotides long. RefSeq lists its product as uncharacterized. Lineage: Eukaryota; Fungi; Chytridiomycota; Chytridiomycetes; Polychytriales. Gene Ontology annotation, molecular function: metal ion binding. The transcript is spliced from 6 exons. Bases 477 to 2189 code for a protein of 570 amino acids. The record is from RefSeq and is a predicted model, not a curated record. Gene Ontology annotation, cellular component: nucleus.